This is a messenger RNA of Erigeron canadensis, 1242 nucleotides long. RefSeq lists its product as uncharacterized. Lineage: Eukaryota; Viridiplantae; Streptophyta; Magnoliopsida; Asterales; Asteraceae. Gene Ontology annotation, molecular function: protein binding. The transcript has a single exon. Bases 1 to 1242 code for a protein of 413 amino acids. The record is from RefSeq and is a predicted model, not a curated record.
AUGGGGGCCGUUGAUGAAUUGGAUGAUGUGAUACUUGAGAAUAUACUGGGUCGACUCGACGCCAAGUCAUUGCUACGGUGCAGAUGUGUAUCUCGAGAUUGGAAUUAUGUGAUUACAGAUCCUUACUUCAUCAAUAACUCAAGAGCACGUCGAAUGAUCUUUGUCGUCACCGACUAUGAUAACCUUAUUCAUCUUGUAGACGACAAUGACCGGCCGACUCAUUCGAUGCUUCAGUUUCAUGAUUCUUUCGAUUACUACUUUAAAAAUUUCUCGUCCCAUAUAUAUGUUGACGAAUAUUCGUACCUUUGUAAUCGGGUAAGAGUUCUUGGUACACUCAACGGCAUAGUGCUUUUGCAAAUUUAUGGUGGCAUCUACGCAAAACACCCGCCUUCUUGCGAAGGUUAUUUGAUGCUAUACAAUCCUUUUAUCGACGAAUCCUUGCUACUUCCGCUUGCAACGCCUUAUCGGUAUUGUGUACUGCCCCGAUAUUGGGACAGCGACUGUGGUUGGGAUCAUGAAGAUGACUUUCCCCACUACACAGUCUAUGCCUUUGGGUUUGGCUACGGUCGUGGUACCCCAGAUGAUUGGAAAAUUGUUCGGUUUAGAGAAUACAACAAGCGUUGUCGCUACAAUGAUUGCAGCGGAGGUGUUUGUGAGAUCUUCAGUCUCAAAACUUAUACGUGGAGCAAGCCACAAGAGAUGAAUAUCAAACACAUUGUGUUUGAAACAACCGUGGGUACGUUUCUGAAUGGAUUUUUGUAUUGGAUUGCUAGUAGAAUGGACAAACUGCUUGUCCUCGACGUUGAAAAGAUACAGGUUUCAGAAAUGCAUUUACCAUUCCAACGAUCGUAUAGAGAGACUCAACGUUGUGACCGCUCACAUUUAGGUACCAUAAACGGAUGCCUUUGUUUUCUCAACAGAAGCAUUAACGAUACCGAUUUUAACCUUUGGGUGAUGAAGGAUCAAGCGGACGAGAACUCAUGGUUCAAAAGGUGCUCAUUUACAUUAGCCAAGGAUGUUGGUCGUGACCCCCACCAUUUUGUUUGCAUACUGUAUAAUGGAAGGAUUGUUAUGGAGAAUGAAGGAAAACUGCAUAUCUAUGACACAUCAGACGAUUCGUAUACAUCCACGGACAUUUCCGUACGUACCGGUGAACGUAGCCUUGCGAUAAAUGGCAUAGAGUACGUAGAGACCCUGGUUUCACUUUCAGCUAUUUCUUCUCAACAACUUCUAGCUAGCUAG